Molecule: messenger RNA, 1337 nt
Organism: Carya illinoinensis
Lineage: Eukaryota; Viridiplantae; Streptophyta; Magnoliopsida; Fagales; Juglandaceae
Product: glycine-rich cell wall structural protein 2-like
Exons: 1
Coding region: 499-1101 (200 amino acids)
Source: RefSeq, a predicted model, not a curated record
CCUUCUUCCGUCCGUGUGCAGUGAGGACUCCGAGUAUGAACAUGAGAUAAUUGACGAAGUGGGAAUUACAUUUCAUGGGUCCCAUCUCCAAAGCUACGUUUCAGGAUCCAUCAAGUCGAAAGUGGAGGUUAACUACUUUAACAUUCUAUAUAUAGAGAAAAUUUGCAUGCAGACAAGAUCAAGAAGGCCAGGAGUCCACCAAAAUAUGAUCACGCAUAAUUGCACCAUCUCUACCCCCACUACCAACACCACUAACAAAGAAGAACAGACGCAUUUCGAAUUUUCUUUUUAUCCAUCGCACUGAGUUGACAAAUGACAAUAAAAGAAGCUACCAGAAUGUCGGAAAAUGUCACCUUUACGAUGCCUAUAUGUAAAGGCCCUGUCUUGACCUUUUUCACUCGCAAGGUACCGAUUGCUCAAAGUGAUCAGUAAACAUAGAAAAAUCUUGAUCUCCAUAUUAACCUUAUUCAACCUACGUUGAGUUUUGGUAUUUCAGAAAUGGCCAGCUCUAGGUUGGUUGCUGCUGCAUUCUUGGCUUUGCUCCUUGCUGACCUUGCCUUUGCAGCGAGAUUACCAAAGGUCAUAGUUGGGAAGAGUGGAGGUGGUGGUGGAGGAGGAGGGGGAGGUGGUGGUGGAGGUAGUUCAGGAGUUGGGUCCGGUUCAGGCUAUGGUUCAGGGUACGGGUCUGGGAGUGGUUCUGGAUAUGGUACUGCAGGAGGAGGCGGUGGUGGAAAGGGAGGAGGUGGAGGUGGUGGUGGAGGAUCCGGGGGUGCUUCAGGGUCUGGGUUUGGGUCCGGAAGCGGUUCUGGGUAUGGGUCAGGAUAUGGAUCAGGUGGUGGGAUUGGAGGUGGAGGAGGUGGCGGCCAAGGCGGCGGAGGAGGUGGAGGCUCAGGAAAUGGAGGUGGGUCUGGUUAUGGCUCGGGAUAUGGAAGUGGCAGCGGAUAUGGAAGUGGAGGAGGUGUUGGUGGAGGAGGAGGUGGUGGUGGUGGAGGAGGAGGUGGCGGCAACGGCAAUGGCAGCGGUUCUGGUUAUGGCUCUGGCUCUGGCUAUGGUAGUGGUUAUGGCUCCGGAAAAGGUUAUGGGGGCGAUGAAUUCCCAUGAACGUAAUAAACUUGAUCAGUUUCUACUUUAUAGCAUUUAAAUCAAUCUCAUGGUCAUUUGUAAUUUCAGAAUAAAUUGCAGCGGCUUCACCCUCACUUUAUGCAUGUUACGUGUUGGGUGGACGUUGCAAACGUCUAUGUCCGAACAUUUGCACCCUCUUCGACAGUGUUGUUGUUAUUAUAAUUAUUAUUAUACUUCUACGACAUAAAAUUAAAAGUUACUUUGUUGUUGUUAAA